AAUUAUAAUGUUUAUUAAUAAACUUGUCCCCCUGCGUUGGUUGUGCCAGCAGCAAAUUCGCCCCCUAAAUGUGGCCUUCUAUAGUAAACAAGAUUUUCCAAGUAAAACACAAAUCGACCCAGAAACGGGGGAAAUCAAAAAAAAGAAAACCAAUCCGGUACCUAAAAUUACUCUAAUAAGUGGCCAAGAUAUUACUGUAUCAACCCUUGAUGAAGCUCAAAAAUUAGCCAAAAGACGUGAGCUUAAACUAGUGAAAAUAAUCGAUUUAGAUACAAAAACCCAAAGGCCUUUGUAUAAGCUAAUGUCAGGGGCAGAGUAUCAUCAAGAGGAUUUAAAACAGCGUGAAAAGAAAAAGGCUGAUAAGCAAAAAGGGGGCUUAAAAGGGGAAAAACUACUUAUACUCAACCAAAAAAUAACUGAGCAUGAUUUGGAAACUAACAUUAAAAAAAUCAUCAAAUGGCUAACAAAGAAAUAUGAAGUUAGAAUGGUUAUUAAUGGCAGUGCAGAAAAUACUCAAAAUGCUGAAAAUGUCUAUUCUUUUCUAGAAAAAAACCUAUCUUCCUAUGGUAGAUUGGUUCAGAAAAGGCAAAAGGGUACCGAUAUAAAAUUCCAAGUUAUUCCACCUAAAAAAGACAAUGAUAACAAUAAGGGCCCUCUAUGACUAGCUGUAGUUGCAAUAGGAUUAAUAUUUGCUUGUAAAUACUAUUUCUAUGUGAAUUUGUAUAAAAAGAAAAGGAAAUAAAUAAUUAUGUUUAUAAAGUUGAUUAUUGUGGUUUGGUAAUCU
Ceutorhynchus assimilis (cabbage seed weevil) is the source of this 784-nucleotide messenger RNA. Lineage: Eukaryota; Metazoa; Arthropoda; Insecta; Coleoptera; Curculionidae. The record is from the annotation of a GenBank genome assembly.